AUGCCCUUAAGCCUCUCCCUCUCACGCCCCAAAAACAAGCCCCGCAUCAGCAUAACCCUCCACCCGCGCGGCAAGAACUCCAUAGGCGAGAACCGCGCGCGUCUAAAAUAUUCCGCGUUCCACUGGGGCGUUCUUAUCUCGCCAAAACACGCUUCACAGCCAAGCGGGGUGGGAGAGCAUGUGUCCGCACACGUGCAUUUCGACGUCACGGACUCAAUAUACGUUGACCCCGUCACGGGCGAGAGCAGCGAUGCUUGGCGGUUUCGGGUGAGGAGGUCGACGGACCCUGUGGGCGAGUUUAGGAUUUUGGGGCGGGUUGAAGUGGGGAAGGUACCUCUGCUGUCUUCUGGAUCUGGAUCUGGAUCUCGAUCUGGAUCUGGGGUCGGGUUCGAGGAGCUGGUGGAGAGGGUUCGAGAACGACUCGGUGCGAUCCCGUUGCCUAGGAAGGAGUUCAGGCAGGAGGAGAACUGUGUUAGUUGGACGAGGGCGGCGAUUGGGGGGCUGGGGGAGAUGGGGGUGCUUGGGUUAGGUUUAGGGGAGGGCUUUGAGAUUGAGGAGUUCAUGGAUGUUGCGCUGGGGUUUGCCGAUGAGUGUUUGGCUAGCCUGGGGGAGAAGGGGAUGGGGCGUGUGCUGGAUUAUAGGCCGGGGGUUGGUAAGAGAGUGAAAUAG
This is a messenger RNA of Aspergillus mulundensis, 669 nucleotides long. RefSeq lists its product as uncharacterized. The record is from RefSeq and is a predicted model, not a curated record. Lineage: Eukaryota; Fungi; Ascomycota; Eurotiomycetes; Eurotiales; Aspergillaceae. The transcript has a single exon. Bases 1 to 669 code for a protein of 222 amino acids.